Molecule: messenger RNA, 270 nt
Organism: Wasmannia auropunctata (little fire ant)
Lineage: Eukaryota; Metazoa; Arthropoda; Insecta; Hymenoptera; Formicidae
Exons: 2
Source: RefSeq, a predicted model, not a curated record
AAACACAUAGAGAAGACGGAUAAGGAUGGGAAAUUGCUGAAGUUCACGAUUCAAGAGAUACCCGAGGACCGGUACGAGGACGCGAUUGAACAUAUGUGCACGUACUUCUUAGCUGAUGAACCGACCUGUAAUUGUUUUAAUGCAAAAAACGAUCCUUUAUUUGUACAAGACAUAAGCACGAUAUGGCGUUUAAUACUCACGCAAGGCAUAUCUAUAGCCGCGUUCAUCGACAAUCCUGAUGGUGGAAAACCCAUAAUUGCUGGUAUGAAC